AUGGUGAGAGAGGAUCGGUUGGGCCUCUGCUUUGCCGAGGUGGUUAAGAGACGCCUGGAGGGUGGGUACCCGGAGAGUGUAGUGGUGUUCACGGAUGGUUCAAAGGUCCCAGGGACGGUUCAGGUUGUUGGUCAGACUGAACCAGUUGUUGCCAACGUAGGUGAUGAUGUCAUCCUCCCUUGUACUCUGAGAACCUCCAGCAGCACCGUCAACGCUGUUGAGGAAUCAGUGGAGUGGCAGAGACUUGACCUCCAACCAAAAGAGAAUCCAUCCUACACAGGAAGAACGGCUCUUUUCAAAGGAGAAAUGAAAAACGGGAGCGUCUCCUUAAAACUGACCGGAGUGAAACAGUCUGAUGCUGGAAACUACACCUGCUUCAUUCCAACACUGAAGAGCCCUUUUCAAAAAGCCAUGGUUCAACUCAUUAUUGGUGCAGUAUCUCAGCCAGACGUCUCUAUGGUUGGCAUUGAUUACACUGGCGUGGUCCUGGAUUGUGAGGCCAGAGGGUUGAUCUACAGACCUGAGAUGACCUGGUGGGACAGUGAUGGAAACAUCCUCCCUGCUGAUGGACCUACAGAGAUCGAGACCGACUCAGAGGGUCGAUACACUGUGAGAGGACAUGUCACCGUCCAGAGGACUGACAACAACACGUUCACCUGUAGAGUUCUACAGCAGCAGAUCAACCACACAAUGGAGACAGAGAUUUGUGUUAAAGAUCGAAUGUUUCCUGACACAUCCCAGUCCUGGUGGAAUGGCUGGUGGUGGGGCUGGGGGUUUGGUGGUCUGACCUGGGGUCUUAUCUUAGGUCUGAUUGUUGUAGUUCUCUACAUCCUGAAGAGAAAAGGUCUACUUAAAGGAUUUAACGAGAAUUCUCAGACAAAUGGGACGUCAGAGCGGAAUGAAAAUCCACAGGAGAAUCAGAAUUCCCUGUUGAAUGGGAAUGGAAGGACCAACGGGAAUCUGCUGAACGGUGACAUUCCACAUGCCGAUGACAGUGUCUAGGACACGGAUUCCAGCAGCUCUUCAGUAUUCCUGCUGCACCUGGAAUUAUCUAAUAGGAAAGUGAUGUCCGGACAUGGCUCAGGGAAGAAGUUUUGACCAGACAGCUGCCAUUUAACUGGUUACUAUUGUUAGAAAUCGGCGAUUACGUAUUGUGGUCAAAUAAUGUAGAACACGUAUCAAAU
Molecule: messenger RNA, 1184 nt
Organism: Esox lucius (northern pike)
Lineage: Eukaryota; Metazoa; Chordata; Actinopteri; Esociformes; Esocidae
Product: butyrophilin subfamily 1 member A1-like
Exons: 6
Coding region: 1-1002 (333 amino acids)
Source: RefSeq, a predicted model, not a curated record